Messenger RNA from Haliotis rufescens (red abalone), 921 nucleotides. RefSeq names its product cyclic nucleotide-gated cation channel beta-1-like. The transcript is spliced from 4 exons. The coding region runs from base 1 to 921 and encodes 306 amino acids. The record is from RefSeq and is a predicted model, not a curated record. NCBI's taxonomy places the organism in Eukaryota, Metazoa, Mollusca, Gastropoda, Lepetellida, Haliotidae.
AUGGUGCUAGGUGUGGCGAGUGUGGAGGGCGAGGAAGCUCUUCGAAUCCAGAUUUGUCUCACAGCAGCCUUUGCAAGUCGAGAGGUGAGAAGGGGCAUUGCCAUGAACCCUUCGUAUCCAUCAAACACACCGGCAUCCUUCUCCCACCCUACAAUUUCCUUCUUCCAACCCACCAGCAUCCCUCUCCCACCCCACCAGCAUCCUUCUCCCACCCCACCAGCAUCCUUUUCCACCCCACCAGCAUCCUUCUCCCAUCCUACCUGCAUCCUUCUCCCACCACCAUCCUUCUCCCACCCCUCCAGCAUCCUUCCCCACCCCCAACCCCACCAGCAUCCUUCUUCCACCCCACCCCCACCAGCAUCCUUCUCCCUUCCCGUCACCCACACGGCACGAGGACUGUGGAACAAGCAUCCUCUCCGUUUCACUUCCAUCAACCCCUUCCCAAUUUCUGUCCCGACCAGCAUACUUCCCCCACCCCAAACAACCUACCCAGCGUGUAACAGUACCUUGAGUCUCAUCACUCGACGUGUGUCAGGGGACUCGGGUAGCGGAGAAGGGGAGAUGCUGGGCGUUGAUAGCCGUGGAACAUCACCCUUCCACGCGACAGAGGCUGGGAUGGUGGACGAUGACUGGUGGAUGGUUGGUAGCCAAGUGGAAGAAGAAGAAGAAAAAGGAGAAGGAGAAGAAGAAGAGAAAGAAAGAGGAGGAGAAGAAAAAGGAGUAGGAGAGAAAGGAGGAGGAGAAAAAGAAGAAGAGAAAGGAGGAAAAGAGGGAAAGGAGAAGAGAAAGAAGGAGGGGAGAAGAGAAAGGAGAAGAGAAAGAAGGAGGGGAGAAGAGAAAGGAGAAGAGAAAGAAGGAGGAGAAGAAGAAGAGAAGUACAUUUGUAUUGUGCAAAAUUCCAUUCACAGGUGGUUCUUAUAG